This is a messenger RNA of Maylandia zebra (zebra mbuna), 1715 nucleotides long. RefSeq names its product potassium inwardly rectifying channel subfamily J member 16a (gene kcnj16a). Gene Ontology annotation, biological process: regulation of monoatomic ion transmembrane transport; potassium ion import across plasma membrane. Lineage: Eukaryota; Metazoa; Chordata; Actinopteri; Cichliformes; Cichlidae. Gene Ontology annotation, cellular component: plasma membrane. Gene Ontology annotation, molecular function: inward rectifier potassium channel activity. The record is from RefSeq and is a predicted model, not a curated record.
UCUGCUGCAAUGUCUUUUUUUUUUUUUUGAGCUAGUUAAAUAGUAAAAUAUGAGGAAAAACAUCUGGGGGGAAAACCAAGAUCGGAACGCCUCAUAUAAGCCUCAGUGGUCGCUCUUCUUCUGGACUUGAGUGCAUCAAAAAAUGGCGAGUGGGCUGGUUCAUUCCAGCAGGUGGCUGCUCGGAGAACCUCUCAACCCAGGUACAGACAGUCCUGCACUCUGAUCAGCAUUUAACUUUACAGAAAGCGUCUGGAAGAUGCAUCACAGACAGUAUACAUCUGUGAGCCGCACUGAUGAAAUCCCCAUGAAGACCGAAAAUGGACCCCGACCCAACAAAUACCGCUACGUACGUAAAGAAGGCAGCUCUAACAUCAUGUUCCGCCAUGUUCCUGAGGAGAGGCUGCUGUUUGUGACCGACAUCUUUACCACCUUGGUGGAGAUCAGAUGGAGGGUGAUGUUUCUGAUCUUUGCUCUCUCUUACAUUCUGUCCUGGCUCUUUUUUGGAAUCCUCUUCUGGGUUAUCGCUCUCGCUAAUGGAGACAUCAAGGAUCCCAACACUGAACCCUGCGUGUUUGAAGUCCGCAGCUUCACAGCCGCUUUCCUCUUCUCGCUCGAAACUCAGACCACCAUUGGUUACGGAUUCAGAGGAAUGUCUGAGAACUGCAUGCAUGCCAUCAUCAUCGUCACCAUACAAGACGUCAUGAGCUGCUUCAUUGAUACGUUCGUCAUUGGAAUUGCUGUUGCCAAAAUGGCCUCGGCCAGAAAGAGGGCGCAGACGGUGGGCUUCAGCAACCGUGCUGUCAUCAACCUUCGUAAUGGUUACAUUUAUCUUUCCUGGAGAGUUGGGGACUUCCGCAGGUACCACUUGGUGGAGGGGACAGCUACCGCCCAGAUAGUCCGCAGUACGAUGCACGCCACUGGGAGAGUUGAUGUGACUUAUGAAGACUUGGUCAUCCAGCAGAAGGACAUCAUCCUCGCCACACCAACCACCAUCUAUCACAAGAUUGAACCUGGCAGCCCGCUGUACUCCAUGACUUAUGCUGAUCUGCAGAGAGCAGACUUUGAACUGGUUGUGUCAUUUACCUACACAGAUGACUCCACAGGUAUUCUGCAUCAGACGCGAACCUCUUACACUCCAAACGAGAUCCUCUGGGGUCAGCUGUUCCAGGAGAUGAUCAGAGUCGGCAGGAAGAGCUACAGGGUGGAUUACAACUUGUUCCAUCGCACUGAAAAGAUACACGUCCCCCUGGUUAGCGCUAAGGAGUUCGAAGAGAAGAAGCAACUGCAGCUCACACGACACUCACCUCGACAUUCACCCAGCUCUUCCCCACGGCUCCCUUCACAAUCGCCAUCUCAGGAUCACCGUGAUAAAUAUUUGAAACCCCCGAUGGUAAAGGUGGAACUUGUGAGUGACAGCCAACCUAUACCAAGUGUUGCACCAUCUCAAUCAGACAAUAGUCAGGAUCAAGAAACUCUGACUCAGCCAAAUAAUCAGUCAAGUGAAGAAAAUUGAAAGCAAAGCUGUGAAAUUCUAUUUCAUCAAAGAAUCCUGCAAUGGUGUUCAUGAUGGGACAAAGUUUGAGCUUGUGCAGCUUGAGAAAUUGAUAAAUAGUUUCAAAUAUAGACAGGCUUUUGGAAAUAUCACUUGACUUUACAAAAGUAGGUGACGAUAGCCGGUGUGGUGAUCCAGAUUCUGGAGUUCUAACCUCACAGAA